GCAACUUGUGUCUCUGAGAGCCCAGGCGAUAUUGUGCCCCCCCCCCCCGGCGCGCUUCACGCGCACGCUCUGAACGGGCACCGGGAAGAAACGGCGGAGUGGCGAGGCGCCAGUGAGCAGCGUGUGACACCGAACUUCGCGGCGUCUCGCGCCCCACUAUCUGCCCAUGAGCCACCGCGUGGAGGUGGGGGGAGGAGAAGACGACGACGAAAGAGAAGGCCGCCGCCGCCGCGUCGUGGGGCCUUCUCUGAGGAAGGAUUGUAGUGCGCCUGCGUCAGCAGGCCCUGCUCUGUUGCUCUGCCGUGUGGCCCGCAGGACUGUUGCCGCGCCGGCGGCAGCCAAUACUCGAAAGAAACGCCGUCCCUUGCUUAAAGACUGACGAGUAGCUGCGCGGGCGAGUCGGUGCUCAAGAGGGACUAGGAAGGCGCCCGGGUACCCACUCCUCCUCAUUGCUCCACUGUUAUCGCCACUACCACCACUUCUUCCACCAGCGGCCAUGGGUCCCACAUCCCUGCUAUGGAGACGGUACUGGCGGCGGCGGUGGUUGAGCGACUGAAGGCGGAGUGCGAUGGUCUCUAGCGAGCCGUUGUUGCUGCCUGUGUCACUGGAGGGAGAGUUCUCCAAUAGCAUGAAGGAGAUGAUCGGCGGCUGCUGCGUGUGCUCCGACGAGAGGGGCUGGGCCGAGAAUCCGCUGGUUUACUGCGACGGGCAUGGCUGCAAUGUCGCAGUGCAUCAAGCAUGCUAUGGAAUUGUACAGGUACCCACUGGACCUUGGUUUUGUAGAAAAUGUGAGUCUCAGGAAAGAGCUGCUAGAGUGAGAUGUGAAUUAUGCCCUCACAAGGAUGGUGCUCUAAAGAGGACUGAUAAUGGGGGUUGGGCUCAUGUGGUUUGUGCUCUGUACAUUCCCGAGGUGCAGUUUGCAAAUGUUUCUACAAUGGAACCUAUCGUGUUGCAGUCUGUCCCUCAUGAUCGUUAUAAUAAGACAUGCUAUAUAUGUGAUGAACAAGGCAGAGAAAGUAAAGCAGCCACUGGUGCUUGCAUGACUUGUAAUAAACAUGGAUGUCGUCAAGCUUUCCAUGUAACAUGUGCACAGUUUGCAGGGCUUUUGUGUGAAGAAGAAGGUAAUGGUGCAGAUAAUGUACAGUAUUGUGGUUACUGUAAAUACCAUUUCAGUAAGCUGAAAAAGAGCAAACGGGGAUCUAAUAGGUCAUAUGAUCAAAGUUUAAGUGAUUCUUCCUCUCACUCUCAGGAUAAGCACCAUGAAAAGGAAAAAAAAAAAUAUAAAGAAAAAGAUAAACAUAAACAAAAACACAAGAAGCAAUCAGAUUCCUCACCUUCUUUGGUUCCUUCUCUCACUGUAACAACAGAGAAAACUUACACAAGCACUACCAGCAACUCUAUGACAGGCUCAUUGAAAAGGCUGGAGGACACUGCUGCUCGCUUUACAAAUGCAAAUUUCCAGGAAGUCUCUGCACAUGCUUCAAGUGGCAAAGAUAUUUCAGAGGCCAGAGGUUCAGAGAGCAAAGGGAAGAAGUCGGCAGGUCAUAAUUCAGGUCAGAGGGGAAGAAAGGCAGGAUCUGGAAGGACUCCUGGAGCUACAGUGUCAGCAGCUUGUACUUUUCAACAAGGCAGUUUUUUGGGAACACCCAGCAGCACAAAGUCAUCAUCUGGAAGUUCAGUUCAAUCUCCCCAGGACUUUCUGAGUUUUACAGACUCAGAUCUACGUAAUGACAGCUAUACUCAUUCCCAGCAGACAUUGUCAACCAAAGAUGUACAUAAAGGAGAGAUUGGAAGCCAGGAUGGGGGUACAAAUUGUUUUACUUCCUUAAUUGGUCUCCCUUCAACUUCAACUGUUGCCUCCCAGCCUAAUAUUUUUGACAGCUCACCUGGAGAGUUGGGUAAUUCAAGCCUUGCAUCAACAGGAUACAAGCGUGUUCAAUCCUCUGCUACAGAAGAUGAGACUGUAAAGGAAAAGAAACGGAAAGGAAAUAAGCAGUGUAAACAUGGGCCUGGUAGACCCAAAGGAAAUAAAAGUCAAGAGAAUAUUUCCCACUUAUCGGUCUGUUCUGCUUCCCCAACAUCAUCUGUGGCAUCUGCUGCUGGCAGCAUAACAAGCUCUAAUUUGCAGAAAUCUCCAACAUUGCUUAGGAAUGGAAGUUUACAAAGUCUCAGUGUUGGUUCAUCUCCUGUUGGCUCAGGCAUUUAUAGCAGUAAUGAAGUAGCAGUGUCAUUUCCAAAUGCUGUGUCUGGCUCAGGAUCUAGCACUCCUGUUUCCAGUUCACAUUUACCUCAGCAAUCUUCUGGUCAUGUACAGCAAGUGGGAACUUUAUCUCCAUCUUCUACACCCUCUGUAACUACUGCUGUUGCUACAACUCAGGCAAGCACCCUACCUGGAGCUUCCCUUGGCCUGCCUCCGUCCCAUGUUUAUGGUAUUAGGCUGAACCCCACCUCAGCAAUGGCAGCACAUACAGCUCCGCCCGAAAACAGUCAGCCAGAUCAAGAUCUAGGAGACAAUAGCCGGAGCCUUGUUGGCAGAGGAGGAUCACCCAGAGGAAGUCUUUCACCACGGUCUCCUGUAAGUAGUUUACAGAUCCGUUAUGAUCAGUCAGGGAAUACCAGCGUGGAACAUUUGCCUCCAGUACCAGCUACUAUUGAACAACUUCUGGAGAGGCAGUGGAGUGAAGGGCAGCAGUUCUUGCUAGAACAGGGCACCCCUAGUGACAUUUUAGGCAUGCUGAAAUCAUUACAUCAGCUUCAAGUUGAAAACCGGCUCUUAGAAGAGCAGAUUAAGAACCUGACUGCUAAAAAAGAGCGCCUGCAGCUACUAAAUGCCCAGCUUUCGGUUCCUUUCCCAACAAUAUCAUCCAAUCCAAGUCCUUCUCAUCAGAUACAUGCAUUUUCAACACAGGCUGGUGCUAGCACUGAUUCUUUGAACAGCAGCAAAAGUCCACAUCUAGGAAGCAGUUUUCUACCUGACAACUCUCUUUCUGUAUUAAAUCAGGAGAUAAACUCCAGUGGACAAAGCACCAGUAGUUCCUCUGCUCUUUCGACUCCCCCACCUGCUGGGCAAAGUCCAGCUCAGCAAGGCACAGGAGUUGCAGGAGUUCAACAGGUCAAUGGUGUGACAGUGGGGGCACUUGCCAGUGGAAUGCAAACUGUAACAUCCACCAUUCCUGCAGUGGGUGGAAUAAUUGGAGCUCUGCCAGGUAACCAGCUGGCAAUCAAUGGAAUCGUUGGAACUUUAAAUGGGGUAAUUCAGACUCCAGCCACAAUAUCGCAGAACCCUUCUCCUCUUACUCACACAACAGUGCCACUGAAUGCAGCGCAUCCUCUGCCAACUACACUGAGUAAUAGUGCCUCUGGACUUGGAUUUCUUCCUGAACAACAGAGACAACUUUUGCUGCGUCAACAGCACCAGCAGUUUCAGCAGUUACUGAAUACUCAACAAUUCGCAUCAGAACAACAGCAAGCUCUUCUCUAUCAGUUAGUGCAGCAGCAGCAGCAGCAGCAGCAGCAUCACCAACCUGAAGUUCAGCAACUGCAGAUUCCAGGAUCAGCACAGAUUCCCAUCAAUAACUUACUGGCAGGCUCUCAGGCAUCUCCGCUGCAUACAUCUACAACUAACCCCUUCCUUACAAUUCAUGGGGAUAAUGCAACCCCCAAAGUAACUAGACUCAAUGAUAAAAGUGGACCAGUUGUACCAGAAAAGAACUGACAUUUGGAGAAGGAAAAAAGUACAAUUGCAUAUCCUGCUGUGAUAGCACUUCAUCAGGCUGCAAGCUGUAGUCUCUUUUUGCAGGUAUGACUAGAUGUAACAAGGAGAAAACUGCACAUUGGAAAAGCAAAUCUACCUGAAGAUGUGUGAGGUUUUGACCUUGUUGCUUUUUGUUGCACUGACAUGGAACUGCUUUCUUCAGAUUUCAUGGAACUUUUUUCAUACAAGAAUUGUCAGUUUUGACAAUUGCUUUGAGCUCUGCUACUGAAUUAGUAGCCCUUUAACAUAUCGCAGUGCUAAUAAACAGCCUAUCCAUUACUUGUUUGAAGAAAGCAAACAAAACUACAAGUUAAACAUCAGUGUUUUAGAAAUAAUAGUUUUUCCUAAAAGGACCAUGGUUUAAGGGUUUUUUUUUAGGAUGCACUCCUGUGGUUCCCAGAUGUUGUCUGGAUAACCAUAGGAGAGGUAGAAGUCCCAACUCCAGCCUAAGAAACAAACUCUGAAGUCAGUACUGGAGCUACUACCUUGGAAUGCCCACCCUCACAGUAGGCAGAAUUCUUUGCAAGCUAGCUUUGUUCCAAGAAGAAUUCUUUGCAAGCUAGCUUUGUUGGAAGACUGUCCCAGUUGCUGAAAUUGGACAGUGUGAAGGGUGGGGAGAGCUCUGCUAGGACACAAUGUACCCUGGCAGCAGUUCAGCCUCUCUCCUUUGCAGACAGGGGCAAAAGACUUAGAUGAUCAGCAUCAACUAAGUCUUUUGCAGGGUAGGAACAAUAUGGAGGUGACCUUCACCUCUACAUUCCACCCACCCUCAACAGGAUGCUUGUUAUCCUCUGACUUCAGAGGAUCACAGGCAGUCACAUUGGAUCACACUGUUACUUAGCCUUUUCUUAAUUUUAAUGGAUACUUUGCUUGAACUCUUAAGGGAUGACAAACGGUAGUUAAUCUUGAAUUGUAUUUUUUAAGAUUGCUUGAAAAUACUGUUCAGUUCAAAGAUUAUAUAUUUUACCAGGUGAGAAAGUAACUCAAGUUCUGGUAGUGUUUGACCUAACCCAAGUGCCUGUUGCUUACCUCUGUUGGGUUGAAAUGGCUGUAUACAGCUGGGCAUGCACUAAAGAAGUCUUUGUAAAAAAAAAAAAAAAAAAAAAGUGUUUUCAAACUUGCACCAGCAGCCUUCCCCAUUGAUCUGCCUUUAUUAGAAGUGUUUGUCACUGUAGAUAGCUCAGGCAAAUGAUUACCUGGGUUGCUUUCCACUAAUAAAUUACCAAAAAAGGAGAGAAAAAUCUCUCAUUUCUAAUAAACUAUUAACGGGUGAAAGUAAAUGUUUGAAUAUUUUCACUUUGAAUAGUUGAUUUUCAUGAUAUGACUAUGCAGUACAGCAAAGAUCAUUUGAAGUUGGGGGUUAAUAGCCACUAAUCUGAAUCUGUGUGAAUUAUUAGUGGAAAAUACUCAAGUAUAUGUAGACCUUCACUGUGUACUUAAUUGGAAGAACCUUUUGUUUCUGCAAUAUCGUUUGGUUAAACAUUGCACAGUUCUUACCUCAUUUCUGUAAAUAAGGUUUUGUGACUGUUUUGUAUUGUGGAGGAUUCAUAAAAUGUGGCUAUUCUGAUUUGUAAUAUUUCUAAAUGGUAGAUUUAAUUAAAAGGUAAAGAAUAAUUUAUUUUUAUAUGUUCAUGGGAAUUUUUUAAAAGUCUCAAAUCAUUUUUGUAGAUAAUUUACUAAGGUAAAUCAGUGUGGUUUAAUUUACUUAAGCCACUCAUUUAAUAUUCUGUAACAAUUUGUACAAAAUAUUGCUGGUUUGACUAGAUGUAAAAUUGCAAGUUUAUAUAAAGAUAUGUACAAAGUUUUGGUUAAUAAAAUUUAAUAUUGUUUAUGGUUGUAAACCUAAA
Molecule: messenger RNA, 5601 nt
Organism: Varanus komodoensis (Komodo dragon)
Lineage: Eukaryota; Metazoa; Chordata; Lepidosauria; Squamata; Varanidae
Gene: MLLT10
Product: MLLT10 histone lysine methyltransferase DOT1L cofactor
Exons: 21
Coding region: 569-3715 (1048 amino acids)
Biological process (GO): regulation of transcription by RNA polymerase II
Cellular component (GO): nucleus
Molecular function (GO): nucleosome binding; histone binding
Source: RefSeq, a predicted model, not a curated record